AUGGGGAGAAAACUGGACCUUUCUGGCUUGACUGAUGAAGAAGCAGAGCAUGUGCUCCAGGUGGUUCAGCGAGAUUUCAGCCUUCGUAAGAAAGAAGAGGAAAGGCUGAGUGAAAUGAAGCAGAAGUUGGAUGAAGAGGGUAACAAGUGCAGCAUCCUUUCCAAACAGCAGAAGUUCAAUGAGCACUGCUGCAUUCGCUGCUGUUCCCCUUUCACAUUUCUUAUCAACAGCAAGCGACAGUGCCAAGACUGCAAGUACAACAUCUGCAAGAGCUGCAGCACUUACCAGAAGAAGGAGAAGGCUUGGAUUUGCAGUGUCUGUCAGCAAGCAAGACUCCUAAGGACCCAGUCUCUGGAUUGGUACUAUAAUAAUGUCAAAAGCCGCUUUAAGUGUUUUGGAAGUGCCAAGGUCCUGAAGAACUUGUACAAGAAGCAUAGACUGGAGAGUGGACUUUGUCCUGAUGCAAUAGCAGAAGGAAGUUUGUAUGAAGGAAGCUUUGAGAAUGAAGGAAGCAUUUGUGGCAGUGACUCUACCUUCUACCAACAGACAGAAGGACACAGCAUGAUGGAUACCCUUGCUGUGGCCUUACGUGUUGCAGAGGAAGCAGUGGAAGAAGCUAUUUCUAAGGCAGAGACCUACAGUGACAGCCUGGACAAGCAGAAUGAAGCUUGUUACUUGCAGGAGCACAAGGAGGACCUCAUAGAAGAACUGGCCACAACCAUUGUUCAGAAGAUUAUAAAGAAGCAGAAAAGCAAACCCGAGCAGGCGGAGGCCGACUUGGAAUGGCCGCCAUCGCGGAGCAGCGGCCUGGCAUCCGGCGCUGUCUCGGAUCAGAGCAUGCUGACGUUCCCAGGGAGCCGCAGGGGAUCCUACACCUUGUGGAGGUCUCAGUCUGCAUUCUCCCUGGCUAGUGAAGAUAUGGCCAGUAAAGGACAAGACCCUGCAUCAUCUGUGGCUGAGGCUCUUGGGAGGCAGCAAAAGGGACAGUCCAAGAAGCAGAAGGAACGCAAGCUCUCUGCUUUACCCAGCUGGAAGAGUGUAGACAGGCUAAAUGAAACAAGUGACCAAGCACUGGAACAGGUUGCCCAGAGAUGCUGUGGAGUCACCUUCACUGAAGAUAUUCAAGAACCUGGAUGCAAUCCUGUGCCAUGUGCAGGUCCACCUUCUGUUUUCCAAAGCACUGAUGGAAACUGGGUGGCUUUGCAGAACGUCACUCUGCCUCGUCCUCGAAUGCUCGCCAAACCAAAGAGUCAGGUGUUCAAAGCUUUGGAGAGCGAGUCCAGCAUUGUGUCUGCCUAUGACGAGAUGGGCUCGGACAGCGAGGAUGACUAUGACUGGAACGUGGCCUUGAACAAGCUGCGGCGGAGACCCCGACAAUUGCCAGAUGACUUCUAUUACUCCAAUUCCCAGUAUGGCACUGAGUGGGUUUAUGGCAACGAUCAGUACCAGGCAGUGACCUCCCCCUCCUCUGGGUUAUACACUAACACUGAGACACUGUUCUCCGAUUCAGAAACAUCUUCAGUAAACUCUUCACAGGAAGCUAAAGGACCUAACAAACUUCUCUGGUUGCAAAGCAGAACUCAAAGUGAUAUGCCCAGAAUGGAAAAGAAGCACUUCCAUGGAGAAUUAGAUGUAAAUUUUAAUCCGCAGGCAACUAGCUUGGAGUAUUCAGACAGCAGUGAGACUGAAGGAGUCCAUUAUGAUUUAGAAAAGAGAUCAAGAAGGUGGAAGAAGAACAAAGCCAUCUCUGAAGACUUAUGUGAAGAAAAGAAUCAGGCAAAAGCCAACAAGAUGAAUUUAAGUCAGGAUUUUGGUGAUUUAUCAGAAACAGAUAUAAGCAAUGAGGAUCAGCACCAUGAUGUCAAGCCUGAACUUAUGGAGGAUGAGCUUAAAUCCAGGUUAUUUCAGCUUGCUGCUAAAAUGAGUGACAAGGAAACAUCAUCUGGUGAAGAACAAGAGUCAGAACCUGGAAUAGAUCUGGAAAACCAGAAAGAAAGUUUGUCCUCAGAGGAAAAUGGCAGAACUCUUCAGGAAGAGUUAAAGAAGUUUAUGGGUAAGAUUUUCCCUCAAGAAUCCCAGGCCCCUGAGACCUAUGGGAAAGCCUGGAGCAGUGAAGACUUAUCCUCGGUAGAGGAGGAUCAGAUUAGCAAAUAUUUCAAAAACUGGGAUGAAAAACAAAAGGCUUUUGAUCUUCAUUUAAAGCUGCAGUUUUUAUCCACUGUAUUGCAGCAGAAGUACUCUGCUGUCUCUCUCUGCAACAUAUCUACAGAAGUCCUGAAAGUCAUCAAUGCUACUGAAGAACUGAUAGCAGAAUCCACCGAUCCCUGUGACUUCCCGGAUGACAUUCAGGACAGAGGAAGGGGAACCCUCCCAUUGGGCACAGAUCCUGUCAGACUUGAUGAGCAGCUCACCACACUGGAAGAAAAUGUGUACCUGACAGCCAGCACGGUGUAUGGGCUGGAGGGGCAGCUGACCAACCUGGAAGAUGCUGCGCGCAAGAUCAACAGUGUUACUGAGGAAUCUGAGCUGGCUGAUCUGGAGGACCAGGUGGCCACAGCAGCUGCCCAGGUUCAUCAUGCAGAGCUUCAGAUUUCAGAUAUUGAGAGCAGAAUAUCAGCUCUCACUGUUGCAGGCUUGAACGUGGCUCCCUGUGUUCGCCUGACAAGGAAACGGGAUCAAAAGCAAACAAACCAGAUGCAUACAAUAGACACAUCAAGACAGCAGAGGAGAAAACUUCCAGCUCCACCAAUAAAAGGUGAAAAAAUAGAUGGCUCUCCAGUUACCACUGUCAGAACGUUUAACAGAAACUUCAUGCUUCAAGGAUCUCUAACACAAAGAACUAAAGAAAGGAAAAGCACUGCCAAGGACUUAAUGGAACCUGCUAUAGGAUCUGCUGUGAUGUACUAAACUUACUCUUCCCUACUGCCAAUAACACACUGCCUAAGGCUGUACACUAGAGUGCCUUUUCUUAACAGCCAUUGUGUAUGUCCAGCUGAAAAUGGACCCUCAAGAACCCACAGAGCCUCAGUUAUAGGGCUUCAUUUGGAUACCUCACUGAGAAAGCUGUCCAAGUCUUCAGCAUUGUGGUCCGCUACAGGAAACUCUGCCUUAAAGUUCUCAGAGGACUCUAGACAGGAUGCUAUGUUUCAAAAGCAAGGCUCCACCUUUUAAGAUGCACUUUUUCUCCCUAUCAAUUGUACUAAAGUAUGUAGUCUUUAAAAUGCAGUAUGUUUUUGUAUACUCAAUCAGUCAUAAUUAUAGGCCAAUUAAUCUGCCAAAGCAGACCUGUGAUCCAUAUUUGCUGACCUCUUACUAUUCAUGUGGGCAUCUGUCUUGUCGAGCAAUAAGAACAACUCUGUGCAGUGUGUGCUGCUUUUCAGCUGCGUGGAGGGAGAGGAGAAUUUGUGUACCUCGCUUUGCUCCCAGGGAGUCAGUGGAAGUCUUGGGAGGGUUGGUAGGAGGGGGAAGACUUCUCUGUUCUCUGAGAGUGCAUCUCGCAGAUUGAAUGUUCCAACUCCAGAGCUAGGGAUAUUGCUCUAGGCAGCAGGGGUGUCAUGCUGAACCAGGAACUGGUGGCCACACAUGUGGACCAGAUGUCUGCUGAGUUGUGAUCCCAGUGUCUGGAAACAUCUGAACACUGUUAAAGAAACCAACACCUUCGUAUGUCUUAUUCUUGGCAGCAUUGUCCACUUGGUGGUGGCCGACCAUGCUGUAGUUCAGAAUAAAUUGUGUCCAAACCUUUAAUAUUGGAAAAAGGAAGUGAAAGUGUUGGAGAUGAGAUCUCUUCUGACUGACUGGUGGUUGUGGGGUGGCUGCAGCUUGCAAGAGAUUCCUUUCUGGCGUUCACUGGUGUUUCUGAAAAGGAGGCAAAUGUAGCCCAGACAUCACUUCCUAUACUAGUCUGGAUACACCAGAGAGUAGCUGGGGCCUGUUGCUGGUGCCACAUGCACCCCACUACUACUGGACCACUCUGAAUUGGAUAGUAAUAUUCUUUCUUUCAUUUCUUGAGACCCUUAACAGGUGAGUCAAACUAGAAGGCCCUUUGGCAGAUGCCCAGGAGGGAGGAUGCUGCUUACAGGGUGUCCCUCUCACCCUUUUGUGGGAGAACAUUGCCAAUUUGUGGUUUUUUUUGCUCUGAAGAAUACAAAGAAGGUAGUCAGAGGAGGUGAUAAGCCAGUGAAUCCCUUACCUUCCACACCAGUGGCAGAGCAGGUACCCAAGAGCAGAUGGGGUUGAUGCAAAAUGUGCUAUGAAGGAAGGCAUGGGCUGGCAAGCUCUUCUCAGCACUAAGGAGUGGUGAGCUCUCCCAAGAGCUGUGGGUACCAGGAAGGAGAGUUCCUUUGUUCCCUGGGACACCAGGCCAUGAAAUGUCUGUGGCUGGGCAAAUACAAGCAAAUUUCCUGACUAGGCUGGAUUUAGGGAGACAAGUGGGGAAGACAGGGAAUGGCUGGAUGGGUUGAUUGGAAAGACAGUGCCAGUUGCAAAUCUGCCAUCCACAUUUGACAUCUAGCUUGCCAGUACUCUGAUGUCCAGCUGCAUGUGAGGAACCCUUGGAAUAACUACAGUCAUCUUCCCACUUACAAUACAUAAGUGUGACUCCAUUCCUUCAAGGAAUUUUCAUCUGCCCAAGAUCUGACCCAAUGUCUUCAUUCUGGGUGAAAUUAGGCCUUCUUUUACUCUCACACAGUAUUAGUUCUCUGAAACUGGUUUGCACAGAUGUGAGGGAAGAAUUUGGCCCACUCUGUUUAAUAUAUAAAUAUAUAUAUAAAACAAAUAGAUUUUAUUUAUAUAUGCAAUCCAGGAAAGGAAAUUAAACAGAGUAGGAUGCCUAUUAAUUUUUUUGUUUUUCAGUCUCCUCCUCCACUGACUGUUCUUGUGUAUGUAUACAAUACAUUCCCAGGUUCUGGUUUAUGCAGGUAUGCGUGUUAUGAAAUGUCAUUAAUGGUGGUUGGUCUGCAUAUUCGUCUAAUAAAUAAUAACUAAUAUUGUGUAUGUAAUAUCAAUACAGAAAUUACUAAUUUUAAUAGAAUAACUCUCUGGCUUUUGUUCCGUUAGUGUGAUUUAAACAAGCCAACAAAGUUUGGAGUAGGUUGUUUUCCUUAAGAGGCAUGAAAAGCAACUAUUAUCGUGUUACAAUGUUAAAGUAUUCAGUCUUCUUUGACAGACAAAUGUGUACUGUGUAGGCAUUGCAAAAAAAAAAAAAAAUCUUAAAAAAAAUCCCACCUGCUCUAAGCAUUUGAAUUUUUACAAAUGUUUAUCGUGCCAAAUACGUGCAAAGAUAUAAUUUACUGUUUUAAAAAAAAUCAUAAAAGCAUAUGUUAUAGCACACAAAGAAUUAUUUUGUCAUCAGGUGAUUUCAAUCUUUAGUGUUAAUAUUUAUAUUUAGAUUAAUUUUUAUAAAUUAAAAUAUUUUAAUGGGUAAAAUGAAGACUAUAUGACCUAUUUGAUUAAGUCUGAGUGAAUAUUAAGCUUGCAUUGUUGUUGUUAUCUGCAUACUCACCAAGAAUUAUUGUCAAGAGAAAUUAUAAAAGAGUAAAAGCGAUUUAUGAAAAUAAUGCCUUUUCAACGACUUGAUUCAUAAAGAAAACAAAAAAUA
Molecule: messenger RNA, 5596 nt
Organism: Vidua chalybeata
Lineage: Eukaryota; Metazoa; Chordata; Aves; Passeriformes; Viduidae
Gene: MYRIP
Product: myosin VIIA and Rab interacting protein
Exons: 19
Coding region: 1-2907 (968 amino acids)
Biological process (GO): intracellular protein transport
Cellular component (GO): cortical actin cytoskeleton
Molecular function (GO): actin binding; small GTPase binding; myosin binding
Source: RefSeq, a predicted model, not a curated record